Molecule: messenger RNA, 456 nt
Organism: Fonsecaea erecta
Lineage: Eukaryota; Fungi; Ascomycota; Eurotiomycetes; Chaetothyriales; Herpotrichiellaceae
Exons: 1
Coding region: 1-456 (151 amino acids)
Source: RefSeq, a predicted model, not a curated record
AUGGACCUCUCCCCCUCGACGUGGCGCGUGCUCGGCCUCUCCGUGGCGGCGACGUACAUCGGCCUCGGGACGUUCGCCAUAACCUGCCCGGUGCUGGCGGGGCAGGGAUUCGGGCUGUACCCGCGGGCGCCGGCGCCCGGCACCAACGCCAACCCGACGAAGAGCAGCACGACGCCGCCGGCCCACGCCAACGCCGACGUGGCCGACCACGCCGCGGCCGUGACCACGUCGAUGGCGCUGCUGGGCGCGCGCGACCUGAGCAUCGGGCUGGCGCUGGCCAAGUUCGGCGCCGACGGCCAGCUGCGCGAGAUGGGCACCGUGAUCCUCGCCGGCAUGGUGCUGUGCGUCGUCGACGUCUACCAGAUCUGGCGGCUGCGGGGCCCCGGAUGGGGGGCGGCCUUUGCGGCCGGUGCGGGAAUAUGGGUCGGUAUUGGGGCUGGGUUGGUCCAGGUGUAG